AUGGGUCACGGUCCGUUCCUCGAUCACUCCUACUUAAUCGACAACAGGGCCCCCAGCCCAACCCAAGUUCCAAUACCUGAAUCCCGAUCGAUCGCCGUCGACGCCGCCCGCCCGCCCGCCAUGGAAGAGAAGAGGACGAAGCUCUCCUUCUCCAUCCCCUCGAAACCCACGCCACCCAAGCCCACCGCUUUCUCCUCCGCCUCCCCUCAACCCAGCCCCGCCACGCCCUCCACCGUUCCCACCGGCGGUGGCCCUGCCUUCGUGCCCGACGCCUUCGACAACAACCGCUCAUCCUCCAGCGCAGGAUACGGCCUCACCGUCCGGGACACGGAGGAGUCCAAGGUGAGUAAGCUCGCUGCUGCAGCGCGGCGGUUCAAGCAGGACAUGGCCGGUCUCCCCGACACGCAAGGUACCGACGAGUACGAUGAGGUGCCCGUGGAGGGCUUCGGGGCCGCGCUCCUCGCUGGGUACGGCUGGAAGGAGGGGAGUUCUAUCGGGAGAGACCAAAAGCAAGGGUGA
Lolium perenne is the source of this 519-nucleotide messenger RNA. NCBI's taxonomy places the organism in Eukaryota, Viridiplantae, Streptophyta, Magnoliopsida, Poales, Poaceae. The record is from RefSeq and is a predicted model, not a curated record.